AUGGUGCAUUUCACCAAGUCUUCAACUGGAGAGCAGCAGCGUCUGGCACGGCCUCAGCAAACCGGUCCUGCCCACCAGGUCGCCCCCGGGGAGUGCACGCGGGGUCAGCCACGUAGGUCCCGAGAGGGCAUUCCAGGGGGACAUAUUGCCUCCUCGUCGUGUCGCUUGCCCCCGACGCUCAUUAGUCAGGGGAAGGGCAUGGAGUUGUGUUCAGGGGCAAGGGGGUCGGUCAGCUGUUCAGGGGCAAGGGGCGGCAAGCUAUUCAGGCUGUUCAGGGCAAGGGGGUCGGUCAGCUGUUCAGGGGCAAGGGUCAGCGGGCAAGGGCACUGUUUCAGGGAAGGGGGUCUGGUCAGCUGUUCAGGGCAAGGGGACGUCGGUUCAGCUGUUCAGGGGCAAGGGGGUUCGGUCAGCUGUUCAGGGGCAAGGGUCGGUCAGGUCAGCUGGUUCAGGGGCAUGCGGGGUCGGUUAGCUGUUCAGGGGCAAGGGGGUCGGUCAGCAUGUCAGGGGGCAGGGGGUCGGGUCAGCUGUCAGGCGGCAUGGGGGUCGCGUCAGCUGUUCAGGGGCAAGGGGUCGAGUCAGCUGUUCAGGGGCAUGGGAUUUGGUCAAGCUGAUUCAGGGGCAAGGGGGUUCGGUCAGCUGAUUCAGGGGCAAGUGGGGGUCGGUCAGCUGUUCAGGGCAUGGGGUCGGUCAGCUGUUCAGGGCAGGGGUCGUCAGCUGGAUGUUCAGGGGCAGGGGGUCGGUUCAGCUGUUCAGAGGCAAGGUUCGGGUCAGCUUUCAGGGCAAGGGGUCGGUCAGACUGUUCCAGGGGGCAGGGGUCGGUCAGCUGUUCAGGGCGCGAGGUCGGGUUCAGCUGUUCAGGGGCGGUGGCAAUGGUCAGCUGUUCCAGGUGUCGAGGGAUCGGUCAGCUGUUUCAAGGCGUGCAGCAUUGGUCAGGCUUUCAGGGGCGCGAGGAUUGGUCAGCAGUUCAAGGGGCUGCAGAUGUCAGCUGUUCAGGGCGUUGCAGUUUUUGAUUGGUCAGCAUGUUCAGGGGCGUGCAGUGGUCAGCUGUUCAAGGGCGUGCAGUAUGCGUCAGCUGUUCAGGGGCGCGAGGAUCGCGUCAGCUGUUCAGGGCACCAUGGUCAGCGACUCAGUGGGGCGGAGGUCGGUCAGUGUCAGGGCGUAGUGGUCAGCUCAGUUCGGGGCGCGAGGACGUCGUCAGCAGCUUCGGGCAGAUGGUCAGUCUGUUCAGGGCGCGCAGGAUCGCGUCAGCUGUUCAAGGUGUGCAGAUUGGUCAGCUUUCAGGUGGGCGCGAGGAUCGGUCAGCUGUUCAGGGGCGUGCAGAUGGUCAGCUGUUCAGGGGCGUGCAGAUGGUCAGCUGGGGCGUGCAGAUGGUCAGCUGUUCAAGGGCGUGCAGAUGGUCAGCUGUUCAAGGGCGUGCAAGAUUGGUCAGCUGGUUCAGGGGCUGCAGAUGGUCAGCUGUUCAAGGGCGCGAGGAUCGGCAGCUAUUCAGGGCUCGGUGAGAUGGUCCAGCUGCUCAGGGGCGCGAGAUCGAACAGCUGUUCAGGGGCGUGCAGAUGCAGCUGUUCAGGGCGCGAUGGACGAUCGAACAGCUGUUCAGGGGCGUGCAGAUGGUCAGCUGUUCAGGGGCGCGAGGAUCGGUCCGCUGUUCAGGGGCGUGCAGAUGGUCAGCUGUUCAGGGUCGUGCAGAUGGUCAGCUGUUCAGGGGCGCGAGGAUCGAACAGCUGUUCAGGGGCGUGCAGAUGGUCAUCUGUUCAAGGGGCGUACAGAUGGUCAGCUGUUCAGACGGGCGCGCAGGGUCGGUCAGCUGUUCAGGCGUUGCAGAUGGUCAAGCUGUUCAGGGGCGUGCAGAUGGUCCAGGCUGUUCAGGGCGCAGAUCGGCAGCUGUUCAGGGGCGCGAGGAUCCGGUCAGCUGUCAUGGCGAUCAGCUGCUUCAGGGGCGCGAGGGAUCGCGUUCAGCUGUUCAGGGGCGUGCAGAUGGUCAGCUGUUCAGGGGCGCGAGGAUCGGUCCCUCUUCAGGCUCGGGCAGAGAUGGUCAGCUGUUUCAGGGGCGCGAGGAUCGGGUCAGCUGUUCAAGGUGUGCAGAUGGUCAGCUGUUCAAGGGCGCGAGGAUCGGUCAGCUGUUCAGGGGCGUGCAGAUGGUCAGCUGUUCAAGGGCGUGCAGAUGGUCAGCUGUUCAAGGGCGUGCAGAUGGUCAGCUGUUCAGGGGCGUUGCAGAUUGUUCAGCUGUUUCAGGGUGUUGCAGAUGGUCAGCUGUUCAAGGGCGUGCAGGAUGGUCAGUCUGUCAACGGGUCCGCGAGGAUCGGUCAGCUGUUCAGGGGCGUGCAGAUGGUCAUGCUUCUAGGAAUGGCGAGGAUCGGUCAGCUUGUUUCAGGGGCGUGCAGAUGGGUCAGCUGUUUCAGGGGUGCGAGAUUCGUCAGCUGUUCAGGGCGUAGCAGAUUGGUCAGCAGCUUUCAGGGCGCAUAG
This is a messenger RNA of Penaeus vannamei (Pacific white shrimp), 2463 nucleotides long. The record is from RefSeq and is a predicted model, not a curated record. NCBI's taxonomy places the organism in Eukaryota, Metazoa, Arthropoda, Malacostraca, Decapoda, Penaeidae.